CAUGACCGUAGGUUACGAAGGACCCAGACCCCCAGAUGCAAAAAACGGUAGAAAAAUAGGAAGCUAAAGCCAACCUAAAAACCUCUCCGGUUCUUGUACCGUUUAAUCACCGUUGUUGAGUGUGUCUCUGUGAAAGGUAGCGCCGGGUGACAUGGCUCUCCUAACCCGAACCUCGUCGAGGCUCCCACUGCAGCUCUCGGCGGCUCAGCGGGCCCUCUCUCUCCACACCACCGUUCCUUCUCUCUCCUCCUCAGCAAGUGGCAGCACCGGCACUCCCACCACCUAUGCACGGCCCCCUCCUCCCUCUUCCUCGCCACCGCCGCCGGGGAUUUCCAAGGCGGCGGAGUACGUGAUCUCUAAGGUCGACGAUCUGAUGAACUGGGCCCGUAAGGGCUCCAUCUGGCCCAUGACGUUCGGUCUGGCCUGCUGUGCCGUCGAGAUGAUGCACACCGGUGCCGCCCGUUACGACCUCGACCGAUUCGGAAUCAUCUUCAGGCCCAGCCCAAGGCAGUCCGACUGCAUGAUCGUCGCCGGUACUCUUACCAACAAGAUGGCCCCGGCUCUUCGCAAGGUCUACGACCAAAUGCCUGAACCUAGAUGGGUUAUCUCUAUGGGAAGCUGUGCAAAUGGUGGUGGAUACUACCAUUACUCGUAUUCAGUUGUCCGUGGCUGUGACAGGAUUGUACCUGUUGACAUUUAUGUUCCAGGUUGCCCUCCCACUGCUGAGGCCCUACUGUAUGGACUUCUUCAGCUGCAGAAGAAGAUUAACAGGCGUAAGGAUUUCCUCCACUGGUGGACCAAAUAAAGGCCUUCCAUUUGUAUUGCAAAUAUUUGGCUAAAGUGUUAUGAACUAAUAAAUCAACCUAGGGUGGUUUCCCCUGGCUAAGCACUGUGUAAAGCAAGAUUUUAUUGUGUCCAUGUUAUAAGUUUAGAUCUCAGGAUGCCUGAUGGUGUGUUUUACUCAUGUUUCCUGUUGUCCUCUGGAGCUUAUACAGUAGCUUAAAACUUUGUUCCUUUGCUCUUUUCUAGUAAGGUGAAUGUACUUUUGAAAGGUUGUUUAUCUAUUUUCUUAAUUGGUAAAUGAUGAUUACGGAUUUUGUCUUACAA
Ziziphus jujuba (common jujube) is the source of this 1107-nucleotide messenger RNA. RefSeq names its product NADH dehydrogenase [ubiquinone] iron-sulfur protein 7, mitochondrial. Bases 152 to 805 code for a protein of 217 amino acids. Gene Ontology annotation, molecular function: NADH dehydrogenase (ubiquinone) activity; quinone binding; 4 iron, 4 sulfur cluster binding. NCBI's taxonomy places the organism in Eukaryota, Viridiplantae, Streptophyta, Magnoliopsida, Rosales, Rhamnaceae. The transcript is spliced from 2 exons. The record is from RefSeq and is a predicted model, not a curated record. Gene Ontology annotation, biological process: mitochondrial respiratory chain complex I assembly; aerobic respiration; electron transport coupled proton transport.